This is a messenger RNA of Hippopotamus amphibius kiboko, 3293 nucleotides long. It is a transcript of the gene ZNF618, whose product is annotated as zinc finger protein 618. Lineage: Eukaryota; Metazoa; Chordata; Mammalia; Artiodactyla; Hippopotamidae. The record is from RefSeq and is a predicted model, not a curated record. The transcript has 16 exons. The coding region runs from base 377 to 3229 and encodes 950 amino acids.
UGAGUGAAUAUUGGGUCAAUAUUGGGUCUCCAGGGCAGAGAGACAGCAAGGCCCUGGCCAUCAGAUGGCUUGGGGUGCAAGUGCAGCUGGAUAGCUGGUCGACCCUCUACAAACCACCCAUUUGUCAUCUGGAAAAGGCCGUGAAAACAGCUCUUGUCACCUAGAGUUAUUGGGAAAUGAAAUAAGGCAUAGCUAGAAAAACAUUUGGGAGUGUCUGCAUGGAAUAAAUAGUCAGUAGUGGGAGCUGCUCUUUCUAUAAUUCCCUGGAGACAUCAGAGAUGGACGAAGGAGUGAACUUUUGAGCUAGACUUUGAAGAAUGGACAAGAUAGGACCUUCUCUGAGCCACAGUCUCUCUACUCAAAAUGAUGGAGCUUGAUGAGAUUACAGGCUGACGGAGCCAGUGCAGCUGGAAGGAAAAGUACGGCAAGCAGGGAGCGCUUGAAGCGCAGCCAGAAGAGCACCAAGGUGGAGGGGCCAGAGCCUGUGCCGGCUGAGGCCUCGCUGAGCGCCGAGCAGGGAACGAUGACGGAGGUGAAGGUCAAGACGGAGUUGCCUGAUGACUACAUCCAGGAGGUGAUCUGGCAGGGGGAGGCCAAGGAGGAGAAGAAGGCAGUCGGCAAGGAUGGGACCGGUGACGUGCCCGCCGAGAUCUGCGUGGUGAUCGGUGGCGUCCGCAACCAGCAGACCCUGGGGUCCUAUGAGUGUGGAAUCUGUGGCAAGAAGUACAAAUAUUACAACUGUUUCCAGACGCACGUACGGGCACACCGAGACACAGAAGCCACCUCAGGGGAGGGAGCCUCCCAAGGCAACAACUUCAGGUACACCUGUGACAUCUGCGGGAAGAAGUACAAAUACUACAGCUGUUUCCAGGAGCACCGAGACCUGCACGCAGUGGAUGUGUUUAGUGUGGAAGGGGCCCCUGAGAAUCGGGCAGACCCUUUCGACCAAGGUGUUGUGGCCACUGACGAGGUGAAGGAGGAGCCCCCGGAACCAUUCCAGAAAAUUGGGCCAAUGAACAAUAUUACAUCAGAAAUUUUUAAGAAGAAAGAAGUUAGGCAGUGCCAAAAGAGAGAAACUGGCAAUUAUACCUGUGAAUUCUGCGGAAAGCAGUACAAGUACUACACGCCCUACCAGGAGCACGUGGCCUUACAUGCCCCCAUCAGUACCGCCCCCGGGUGGGAGCCUCCGGACGAUCCAGACACGGGCUCUGAGUGUUCGCAUCCAGAGGUCUCCCCGUCUCCACGCUUCGUGGCAGCGAAGACCCAGACGAACCAGUCGGGGAAAAAGGCUCCGGCCUCCGUGGUCCGAUGCGCCACCCUCUUACACCGCACCCCUCCAGCCACGCAAACCCAGACGUUCCGCACUCCAAAUUCAGGAUCUCCAGCAAGCAAGACAACCGCAGCAGAAAGCGCUUUCAGUCGGAGGGUAGAAGGCAAAGCACAAAACCACUUUGAAGAGACGAAUAGCAGUUCCCAAAACUCCAGCGAAACUGCAAGUCCCCUGAUUUCCAAUCCUUUCCCUCUCCUACAGAAGCCCUACACGUGCGGCGCCUGCGGGAUCCAGUUCCAGUUCUACAACAACCUGCUGGAGCACAUGCAGUCCCACGCGGCGGAUAACGAGAACAACAUUGCCUCCAACCAGUCCCGAUCACCCCCUGCUGUCGUGGAGGAGAAGUGGAAGCCCCAGGCCCAGAGGAACAGUGCCAACAACACCACAGCCUGUGGCCUAACACCCAACAGCACGAUCCCCGAGAAGGAGCGGCAGAACAUCGCGGAGCGGCUGCUGCGGGUCAUGUGCGCCGACCUGGGCGCGCUGAGCGUGGUGAGCGGCAGGGAGUUCCUGAAGCUGGCCCAGACGCUGGUGGACAGCGGCGCCCGCUACGGGGCCUUCUCGGUCACUGAGAUCCUGGGCAACUUCAACACGCUGGCGCUGAAGCACCUGCCGCGCAUGUACAACCAGGUGAAGGUGAAGGUGACGUGCGCCUUGGGCAGCAACGCCUGCCUGGGCAUCGGCGUCACCUGCCACUCGCAGAGCGUGGGCCCCGACUCCUGCUACAUCCUCACGGCCUACCAGGCCGAGGGCAACCACAUCAAGAGCUACGUGCUGGGCGUGAAGGGCGCGGACAUUCGCGACAGCGGCGACCUGGUGCACCACUGGGUGCAGAACGUGCUGUCGGAGUUUGUGAUGUCGGAGAUUAGGACAGUGUACGUGACGGACUGCCGGGUGAGCGCGUCCGCCUUCUCCAAGGCUGGCAUGUGCCUUCGCUGCUCAGCCUGUGCCUUGAACUCGGUGGUGCAGAGCGUGCUGAGCAAGCGGACGCUGCAGGCCCGCAGCAUGCACGAGGUCAUCGAGCUGCUCAACGUGUGCGAGGACCUGGCGGGCUCCACCGGCCUCGCCAAGGAGACCUUCGGCUCUCUGGAGGAGACCUCGCCGCCGCCCUGCUGGAACUCGGUCACGGACUCGCUGCUGCUGGUGCACGAGCGCUACGAGCAGAUCUGCGAGUUCUACAGCCGGGCCAAGAAGAUGAACCUCAUCCAGAGCCUCAACAAGCACCUGCUCAGCAACCUGGCCGCCAUCCUGACGCCCGUGAAGCAGGCGGUCAUCGAGCUGAGCAACGAGAGCCAGCCCACCCUGCAGCUGGUGCUGCCCACCUACGUCAGGCUGGAGAAGCUGUUCACGGCCAAGGCCAACGACGCGGGCACCGUCAGCAAGCUGUGCCACCUCUUCCUGGAGGCGCUCAAGGAGAACUUCAAGGUGCACCCGGCACACAAGGUGGCCAUGAUCCUGGACCCGCAGCAGAAGCUGCGGCCCGUCCCGCCCUACCAGCACGAGGAGAUCAUUGGGAAGGUGUGCGAGCUCAUCAACGAGGUCAAGGAGUCCUGGCCCGAGGAGGCCGACUUCGAGCCCGCCGCCAAGAAGCCCCGCGCCGCCCCCGGUGAGAACCCCGCCGCCCAGGAGGACGACCGGCUCGGGAAGAACGAAGUGUAUGAUUACCUGCAGGAGCCCCUCUUCCAGGCCACCCCGGAUCUCUUCCAGUACUGGUCGUGCGUGACCCAAAAGCACACAAAACUCGCCAAGCUCGCCUUCUGGCUCCUCGCAGUGCCGGCCGUGGGGGCCAGGAGCGGGUGUGUAAAUAUGUGUGAACAAGCACUUCUCAUCAAAAGGAGGCGACUGCUCAGUCCAGAGGAUAUGAACAAACUCAUGUUUCUGAAGUCCAACAUGCUUUAAGACUUCCAGAUGAAAAAAAAAGAAAGAAAAAGAAGAGAACGUUAGAAAAAAAAAAAAAAAACAA